CCUCCGGGCUCCCCGCCUCGCCUCGUCUCCUUCCUCGCCCUCCGGCAGUCUCCCCUGCCUCUUAAACCCAGCACCCAUCAUUCCUGCGCACCUCUCCCCGUCUCUCCGUAUAAACCCUAGCUCUUAUCCAUUCGUCACUUCCCAAGCGUCACACCGGACCACCACACGCGCGCAGGAACAAGCCGCGGGGCCUUGGUCUCCAUCUCUACCUCAUGGCGCCGGUUCUGAUCAGGAGCCUCGGGGCGUCGUCGGUGGCGGCGCUGCGGCCGAGCCCGUCGUUCCGGCUCCUGCCGCGGGCGGCGCUCGUGCCGCAGGGUAGGGCCGCCGCGGCGAGAGGGGUGAGAUGGGAAGCCGGGAGGCGGAGGAUUGUCCGGGUAGGGUGCGACGCCGCCGUCGCCGAGAAGCCCACUGAGGAGGAGACGGCCGGCGAGAAGUUCGAGUACCAGGCUGAGGUUAGCCGCUUGAUGGACUUAAUUGUGCACAGUCUGUACAGCCACAAGGAAGUAUUUCUCCGUGAACUUGUAAGUAAUGCGAGUGACGCAUUGGAUAAGCUGAGGUUCCUCAGUGUAACCGAUCCCUCGGUCUUGGCUGAUGGUGGUGAGUUGGAGAUAAGGAUUAAACCCGACCAAGAUGCUGGGACAAUCACUAUCACAGAUACUGGCAUUGGAAUGACUAAAGAUGAACUCAAAGAUUGUCUUGGAACCAUUGCGCAAAGUGGCACCUCAAAAUUUUUGAAGGCUUUAAAGGAGAACAAAGAUCUUGGUGCAGAUAAUGGACUUAUUGGUCAAUUUGGUGUCGGAUUCUAUUCGGCUUUCCUUGUUGCAGAAAAGGUUGUGGUGUCAACUAAAAGUCCAAAGGCAGAUAAGCAGUAUGUGUGGGAGGCAGAGGCUGACAGCAGCUCUUAUGUUAUCAAGGAAGAAACCAAUCCUGAGAAAAUGCUGACACGUGGAACACAAAUUACUCUUUACUUGAGAGAUGAUGAUAAGUACGAGUUUGCUGAUCCUGCAAGAAUUCAAGGCCUAGUUAAGAACUACUCGCAGUUUGUCUCGUUCCCUAUAUACACAUGGCAGGAGAAAUCAAGAACGGUUGAGGUUGAAGAGGAGGAAGAAUCAAAAGAAGGUGAAGAGGCUACUGAGGGUGAAAAGCAGAAAAAGAAGAAAACUAUAACUGAGAAGUACUGGGACUGGGAAUUGGCUAAUGAGACGAAGCCCAUAUGGAUGAGGAGUCCAAAGGAAGUUGAGAGAACCGAGUACAAUGAAUUCUACAAGAAGACAUUUAAUGAGUUCCUGGAUCCUCUUGCUUACACUCACUUCACCACAGAGGGUGAGGUGGAAUUUCGAAGUGUCCUGUAUGUCCCAGGAAUGGCACCCCUUAGUAAUGAGGAGAUAAUGAAUCCAAAGACCAAAAAUAUCCGACUGUAUGUCAAAAGAGUCUUCAUAUCAGACGACUUUGAUGGCGAGCUGUUUCCCAGGUACUUGAGCUUUGUGAAAGGUGUAGUUGACUCAAAUGAUCUCCCUCUGAAUGUUUCUCGUGAAAUCCUUCAAGAAAGUAGAAUAGUCAGAAUUAUGCGUAAGAGACUCGUUAGAAAGACAUUUGACAUGAUUGAAGAGAUCGCCGAGAAGGAUGACAAAGAGGACUACAAAAAAUUCUGGGAGAGCUUUGGCAAGUUCAUGAAGCUUGGUUGCAUUGAGGACACUGGAAAUCACAAGCGUCUUGCACCAUUGCUACGGUUCUACUCUUCCAAAAAUGAGACAGAUUUGAUAAGUCUCGAUCAGUAUGUAGAAAACAUGCCUGAAACCCAGAAGGCAAUCUAUUAUAUUGCUACCGAUAGUCUCCAGAGUGCAAAGACUGCUCCUUUCUUGGAAAAGCUGGUUCAGAAAGAUAUUGAGGUUCUUUACCUCAUUGAGCCGAUUGAUGAGGUUGCGAUUCAGAAUUUACAGACAUACAAAGAGAAGAAAUUUGUCGAUAUUAGCAAAGAGGACUUGGAAUUAGGUGAUGACGAUGAGGACAAGGAAAAAGAAAGCAAGCAGGAGUAUACUCUUCUAUGCGACUGGAUAAAGCAGCAGCUUGGUGAUAAAGUUGCUAAGGUCCAGAUCUCAAAGCGACUCAGCUCUUCUCCAUGUGUUCUCGUAUCUGGCAAAUUUGGUUGGUCAGCCAAUAUGGAAAGGCUCAUGAAAGCACAGACACUUGGCGACACGUCAAGCUUAGAGUUCAUGAGAGGUAGACGAAUUUUCGAAAUCAAUCCUGACCAUCCUAUCAUCAGGGAUCUGAGCGCUGCUUGCAAAAAUGAGCCCGAAAGUACUGAAGCCAAGAGGGCUGUUGAGUUGUUAUAUGAGGCUGCCCUGAUCUCCAGCGGGUAUACUCCUGAAAGUCCAGCGGAGUUGGGAGGCAAGAUCUACGAGAUGAUGACCAUGGCCCUUGGUGGGAGAUGGGGAAGGUCAGAUACGGAGGACGCUGAAGCUACCUCUAGCGAAGCCAGCGUUGAGGUUGAUUCUUCUGAAGGUGCCGUGACAGAGGUGGUUGAACCCUCUGAAGUGAGGACCGAGAGCGAUCCGUGGAAGGAUUAGGGAGUUCUGCAGCUGCAGGCAAGGAUUAUGCCUUGAAGGUGUAUGAGCACAGCAUAGAAGUAUGAACCAGAGCCAGGUUUACGAAUGGUUCGGGUUGUGCUGCGAAGAUAAAAUUUUGUAGGCUAUAGUCGUCCAACGAAAUGUGUUGCACAUCGUGCGUUCAAGAGCCCUUUUUUUGGUGUCAUCUCGAGCGGUCACAUACAUUCACGCACACAAGGGUGGACCCAGCUGAUGAACAUGGAUGUACUUCCAAUAAUUUUGAUCAAAAAUUAUACUCCCUCCAUCCUAAAACAUAAGUCUAACCUAAGACUAAGAAUUUUAGGAUAUGAUCUCGAUUGCCCUUAAAGAAUUUAGGACAUGUAAAAUGAUCUUAAUUGCCCCUAUUUAUUUAUUAGCUAUAUUUGGAAUCGUAUAUUAUUGGAAUCGUAUAAUGAUUUGUUAUUUAGGAUGGAGGGAGUAGUAGUAACAUGCAUCUGUAUAUGUAUUUUCGUAUUUGGACCA
Molecule: messenger RNA, 3068 nt
Organism: Setaria italica (foxtail millet)
Lineage: Eukaryota; Viridiplantae; Streptophyta; Magnoliopsida; Poales; Poaceae
Product: heat shock protein 90-5, chloroplastic
Exons: 19
Coding region: 213-2567 (784 amino acids)
Biological process (GO): protein folding; cellular response to heat; protein stabilization
Cellular component (GO): cytosol; plasma membrane; protein-containing complex
Molecular function (GO): ATP hydrolysis activity; ATP-dependent protein folding chaperone; ATP binding
Source: RefSeq, a predicted model, not a curated record